GCAGCAGGUGGUAUCCUGGGCCGGCGCCCCAUCUCCCCGCCGAUUGGCUCACAGCCCUCAGGGGCGGGGCCUUGGGCAGACACCACGUCCCGCUGCGAGGCGAGGACCUCCGGGAUUCCUAGAGAGAACUCGGAAGUGCUCUCGGGGGCGGGAUUUAUGGCUCAACCCUGUUGGACAUGCUUAUUUCCGGCGAGCAAAUGUUGCCAAGUGUCGGCUUCGGUUUUUUCUAUGUCAGUAAGAAGAAACCCAUCUUUUGAACCUUGGCUGCGGAAGAUUAGUGUUCUAGGAGCGCUCCCCGGGACUGGGGCCUGCAGAAAGGGAAUGGGCUUUGUGUCCAAAUGGGGGUCCUGUCUCUAACCUUGACCGGCCCGGUCCGUGUCUACGGGGUCCCGGGCUGUUCCGAGGAAUCCAGGUCCUUAUCUGUACUUAACAACCCUGCUUCUCUUCGGGUCCCAUGAAAUCUCCUGUCGGUCUGUCAAGCCCUUGUGGUUUGAAAGACAGGACCAGGUUCGUUAUGUUUUUGCCCCGUGUUCUGACUUAGUUUGACUUAACGUAGAGAGAAGGAGCGGCUGCGCCUGGACUAGUUAUAGGUUGCCACUAAUGAAAGUGCCCUUCAGAAGAUAUUAUAAAGAACAGAAACCAAAUUUGAUCAAAUGUUACUCGGCUAACUUGGAGAACAGCCGUCCGAGUUGGAAUGAUAAUGACAGAAUCUGGGGAAGUUAUAGACUUAGACCCUCCGGCUGACACUUCAGAAGAGCAAGAAGACCUUUUAAUAGUGAAGGUGGAAGAAGAAGACUGCACCUGGAUGCAGGAGUACAAUCCACCAGUGUUUGAGACUUUUUACCAGCGCUUCAGGGACUUCCAGUACCGUGAGGCAGCAGGCCCUCGGGAGGCACUCAGCCAGCUCCGGGUGCUCUGCUGUGAGUGGCUGAGGCCUGAACUGCACACCAAGGAGCAGAUCCUGGAGCUGCUGGUGCUGGAGCAGUUCCUGAGCAUCUUGCCGGAAGAGUUCCAGACCUGGGUGAGGGAACAUCACCCGGAAAGCGGAGAAGAGGCUGUGGCUGUGGUAGAAAAUAUACAGAGAGAGCUAGAAGAACGCAGACAACAGAUCGUGGUGUGUCCUGAAGUGCUUCCUCAGAAGAUGGUGCCACCUGGAACUGUGCAAGAGUCCUUCGGUCACCAGCUCCUGCCUGUGGAUCCCCAGCCUGAACAAGAGCCACAGAAGCCUCAUCUUCUCGAGGAAAAUGCCCUCCCUACUCUCCAAGUUCCUUCUCUUCCAUUGAAGGAUAGCCAGGAGCUGACAGCCUCCCUUCUCUCAGCUGGGUCCCAGAAGUUGAUGAAAAUUGAAGAUGUGGCUGAUGUGGCUGUAUCCUUCAUCCUGGAGGAAUGGGAACAUUUGGACCAGCCCCAGAAGUCCCUCUAUAGGGAUGACAGAAAGGAGAAUUAUGGGAGUAUUACCUCCAUGGAUUAUGAGCCCAGGGAUGACAAUAUGGACCUCAUAGUAAAGCAGAUUUCCGAUGAAGCUGAACCCCACUGGAUGACAUCAGGAAGUGCUGAAAGAAAUGUUCCCCAGAGUCAAGAGUUUGGAAAAGGUGGUGACCUCCACAGCAUGGCAGAAAGGUGGCAGGUAAACCCCACUGUGGGGAAGUCAAGGCAGAGCCCUGCCCUGAAAAGAGACCCAGGUGCCAUCAGAGAUGUGAAUCGGAAGCAGAACACAAAUGGUGAGAGAGGUCACAAAUGUAAUGAUUGUGGUAAAAUUUUCCUUCAAGCCUCAAACUUCAUUCAGCACCGACGAAUCCACACUGGAGAAAAACCAUUUAAGUGUGGCGAGUGUGGGAAAAGCUAUAACCAGCGCGUGCACCUAACUCAGCACCAGCGAGUGCACACCGGCGAGAAGCCCUAUAAGUGUCAGGUGUGUGGGAAGGCCUUCCGUGUGAGCUCCCACCUGGUCCAGCACCACAGCGUGCACAGCGGGGAGAGGCCCUACGGGUGUACCGAGUGUGGGAAGAGCUUUGGGCGGCACUCCCAUCUGAUUGAGCACCUGAAGCGCCACUUCCGAGAGAAAUCCCAAAGAUGCAGUGACAAAAGAAGUAAGAAUACAAAAUUGAAUGUUAAGAAGAAAAUUCCAGAGUUUUCAGAAGCAGACAUGGAACUAUCAGGAAGAAUCCAAAGAAAUGUUUCUCAAGUUCAGGAUUUUGGAGAAGGUCCUCAACACCAAGGCAUGUUGGACAGGAAGCAGGGAGUUCCCAUGAAAGAGAUACUCGGACAACCCUCUUCCAAGAGGAUCAGUUUUAACGAAGUCACCUGUGUCCACAAAAAAUCCUCCACAGGAGAGAGACCACAUAAAUGUAAUGAGUGUGGGAAAAGCUUUAUUCAGAGUGCACAUCUCAUUCAACAUCAGCGAAUACACACUGGGGAGAAGCCGUUUAGGUGUGAGGAAUGUGGGAAAAGCUAUAAUCAACGUGUUCACUUAACUCAGCAUCAGCGAGUCCACACUGGCGAGAAACCCUAUACCUGUCAUUUAUGUGGGAAAGCGUUUAGAGUGAGGUCCCAUCUGGUUCAACAUCAGAGUGUGCACAGUGGAGAAAGGCCCUUCAAGUGUAAUGAGUGUGGGAAAGGCUUUGGGAGGCGGUCACACCUUGCUGGGCAUCUGAGACUCCACUCUAGAGAGAAAUCACAUCAGUGCCAUGAGUGUGGAGAAAUCUUUUUUCAGUAUGUCAGCCUCAUUGAGCACCAGGUGCUCCACGUGGGUCAGAAAAAUGACAAAAAUGGAAUUUGUGAGGAAGCAUAUAGUUGGAACUUAACAGUGAUUGAAGAUAAGAAGAUUGAGCUACAAGAGCAGCCUUAUAAGUGUGAUAUAUGUGGCAAAGCCUUUAGUUUCAGUUCUGACCUUACUCAGCAUUAUAGAACUCAUACAGCAGAGAAGACGCAUAAGUGUGAUACCUGUAGAGAAAAUGUUGGCCAGUGUUCCCACAUUAAACAGCAUCAGAAAGCCUAUUCCAACGUGAAGUCCCAUCAGUGUAAUGAAUGUGGCAGAGGCUUCACUCUGAAGUCACAUCUUAGUCAACAUCAGAGAAUCCACACUGGUGAGAAACCCUAUCAGUGUAAAGAAUGUGGCAUGAGUUUCACUUGGAGUUGUAGCCUCUUUAAACAUCUGAGGAGUCAUGAGAGGACAGAUCCCAUAAACACCUUGAGUGUAUAGAUGUUUCCAUUGAGGAACAGCUCCUACUCAGUUUUAGAGAAGCCUCCCUGGAGAGAAACCCUACUCCUACAAUGAAUAUGAUAACAAUGGUAAGCAUUUUCUCCAACUUAACCAUCAACUCUACAGAUGCACCAAACUCUUAUCAGUUAGAACUUAGGAACACUGGAGAAUCCACAAUAAAUACUCAUUUGCUUUUUCCCACUGUUGUUGGCACCUUCACAAUUGGGAAGCCAGAUGAGAGUGAACCUAGGAUAUGGGGGAUGAAGGAAAAGUCUUCAGGUGGUACUCUUCAUUUGAAUCUCAACAUUGAUGCUGGGAAAGCCUUGUGAAUACAGUAGAAAUAAACUUUAUUUGUAGUUUCUGUCUUGUUUGACAGCUUAUCUAUUCAGGGAAGAACACAGUGAAAGAAAAAACUUCAGCAUGAUACCUGUUUUGGUACCUCAGCAAUGAACCUUUUCUAGAAAUGAUUAUCCCAGCCACUAGAAUGCUCCAGUCAUUGUGCUAUCUUGAGUAUUAAACACUUUGAAAAGAAAUUGACUUAAGGAAUGUAUAUUUGGGCAAAAUUGGGGUUCAGAGGCUGGAUGGUAUGUGUUCCUGCAGCCUUAUUCAGUCUACAGCUUCUCUGUGAAAUGGAUUCUGCCUAUUGUUUUGCUUCUACUAGCAUCAUGGGUAGCUGAGAGAAACAGGAGUUAAAUCUGUAAGUUCAGGAGAAACUGUUGGUCAGUCACAUCUGAAGGAGAAAGAAAGGGACCUUCGGGGAAUAGAAAAGAGAAGUCAGACCAAACUGGGCUGGUGCCUGUUCUCUUAGCACAAAAAUGAGGGCAGCCAUGCCCAUGGAAGGAACUGGGUCAGGUUGAAUUAAGAAUCUGGAUUCAAGCAGUAUUUGUCCCAGCUCCCGGUUGCCGUGGAGACAGACCUCCUCCACCGGAUAGUUGCAUGUAGAAUAGUAUCAGUUUGAGUUGCAGUUGGAUUUGAAAGUGAACUGUAAACAGGAGCAGAAAGGUAUAUGGUCUGGGUAGCCCUGCCUUGUGGGAAGGUCUGGGUAGGAGUUUGUGGAGGAAAGAUGACAAGACUGAGUAGAGGGUUAAAUUGAGCUGUUUGCUGGAGAGGGAGAGUGUGCUUCCGGCACUGCUAAAGUCCUGCUUCUGCUGACUGCCCAACUUACAAAUAAAUGCCCAUUAAGUACUUGUUGACUGUAUGUAUGUCUUUUAUAGUGGUGCCCUGCCUAGAUCCCCUUUACCAAGCUGGCACAUUCAUCCCUCAGCUGCUCUGAGUUCUGGCUGAGAAGUACAGCUCUGCCCCCUCCCUAGAAACUCUGGGGAAUUGUCCUCUGGUGAUGUGAGCUGCCUCAGCCAGGAGUUAUCUGCCCAGUCCACCCCUGCAGCCAUUGACUAAUACGGGGGUACAAAAGGCUGAUGCCUCAAUGGGGGAGAGAAACUGGUGCAAAUUCUGCUCCAGAAUCAUCCCUUUGUGGAUCAGGCCAAGGCUAGACUUUUCUGAGACUACAUCCAUGCUCAGCCCUUGCCUUUCUCUAUCCUGUUUCAUUCCUUCCUGUCAUUUUUCCUGAAGAGCACACCCUCAACAAGUCACAUGGUCCUGAAUCCUUGUCUCAGGCUCUGCUUUAGGGAGCCUGAUCGAAGACAUUUGGUUUCAUGAGUGGCCCUGGGAUGCUGACUGUAAGAAUAGAUUGUGGAGUUGGUUGCUCACCAUGCAGCAGUAAGGACCCUGUCCUGAUGGGCAGAGUGUUGGUAGUCCCAGUUAUGUAUGUGGUGGCUGUCCAGUUGUGAGACACUCACUGUGGUAAACUGGGAUGGGAUACAGGUGCAGAGGGAUGUACUGAUUUGUGUGAGUUUGAAGGGGGGGGUAUGAAAUAAAUACCAAGAUUAUGGAAUUGGGUGGUUCUUAUUGAAAGCAAAUGAUUGUUUGAAGAGAGAAAUGACACACUCAGGACAGAUAACAACUUAUUUCAAAGUGUGAGUGUCUGAGGGCCUCUUUGGUAGCAUUUAAGCAGACUUGUUUCCUGCAAACAAUCACAGAGUUAAAGGUUAAGUGUAGGCCUUAACUGAGAGUGACAACUUCAGUAAAGCCUGGUGUUAAUGUUUAUUGAGCACUGACUAUGUUCUAAACAUUACGGUAAGUGCUUUAUGUAGGUCAUCAUACUUAAUCUUCACAACAUUAUGAGGUGGUUUCAUUUAGCACCAUCAUUUUAUAGUUGGGAAAAACUGUGGUUCAGAACAAUUAAUUCACUUGCCCAAAGUCACAGAGCCAAUAUAUGGCAGAACUAGCAUUUGAACCCAGACCACUCUGCUUUCCCAAAGCUAAGUUCUUAAGCAAUAAACUAUACCAUGUCUUAUGCACAUGAUACCCAAUGUACCGUCAUUAAACUUAAUUGAUUUUUUUGACUUUA
Messenger RNA from Manis javanica (Malayan pangolin), 5609 nucleotides. RefSeq names its product zinc finger with KRAB and SCAN domains 5 (gene ZKSCAN5). The record is from RefSeq and is a predicted model, not a curated record. Gene Ontology annotation, molecular function: RNA polymerase II cis-regulatory region sequence-specific DNA binding; DNA-binding transcription activator activity, RNA polymerase II-specific. Gene Ontology annotation, cellular component: nucleus. NCBI's taxonomy places the organism in Eukaryota, Metazoa, Chordata, Mammalia, Pholidota, Manidae. Gene Ontology annotation, biological process: regulation of transcription by RNA polymerase II.